CCGUUCUGCCCGCCCCGUCCUGCUACAGAUAGCGAACAGGCCAUGAUUUGGAAGAUAUUCAUUCAUGAAUUUUAUGACGAGCUUCAGAUUAAAGCCACUUACGACAAAUUUGUCGCUUCCAACCUCAUUCAACACAACACCAACACACCUGAUGGUCGCGACGCUGCUGUGUCAGUCAUCGAGGGACUACUGGAAGGGUCACAGCUGGACAGAGUUCACACAGUUGUACAGGACAACUUUGCAUUUAUUCACGUAAAGAUAACACCAAAGACGGGUCCCAUCGGUGCGUUCGCCGACCUGUACAGGAUGGAGGGUACCUGUAUUGUGGAGCAUUGGGAUGUCAUUCAAAGUCUGCCGCCAAAUGCCACAAAUCCGCAUCCAUUG
Trichoderma atroviride IMI 206040 is the source of this 384-nucleotide messenger RNA. RefSeq lists its product as uncharacterized. NCBI's taxonomy places the organism in Eukaryota, Fungi, Ascomycota, Sordariomycetes, Hypocreales, Hypocreaceae. The record is from RefSeq and is a predicted model, not a curated record.